CUCUUUCAUCACCAACUAGUCUCCUCUCGACUCGCUCUCAGAGUCUCUUACACGGUCUCCCGCAGAACCCGCCAUCCAGCGAUACAAGGUCAACGGCGCGUGCACACUCCCUCCGCGCCCGUGCCCGCUCCUUAAACCUUGCCUCGAGCUCGAGCCAUCGGCGUCAUCGGCCUCCCACGCCAGCUCAGACCUUUGUCAUCACGUGUGGCUGCGCCUUUCCUCUGACCGCCGGCGCUCCCUCCUCCCUCUCCUCGUCCUCCGCGCCAUCCUCACAGGUCAUCCUCUCCUCCCUCUCCAUCCUCUUCCCCUUUUGCCGCCCCCGCCCCCCCUAGCCACUCCCGCGUCGAGCGCCCGCCUUCGACUAUCCAGACACGCCUGCUCGCACGAGCCAUCCUACGCCAAAGGCAUCACUACCAAGCCGUUUUAAGACCAUGGAACAACGACCACAACCCGACAAACCCCCGCUUACAAUGCGGUCUGACGGCAAACCACGCCAAACGCGACAGCACUUUAGUUGCGCCGAGUGUCGGCGACUCAAGCUCAAAUGUUCACGGACUUGGCCAUGCACGAGCUGUGUCAAGCGUCAUUGCGAGCAGAUCUGCCCGUUCGGCCAGGCGAAGACGAUCAAGGGCAAGCGCAUUGUCCUUGCCGACGCUGAACAUCUCCACGAACGCAUCCGCAAGCUUGAGGUCGCGCUCUCGCAAGAGCGAUCCAAGAACACUCAGGAACCUCAUCCCCUCCUCAUCGAGACCGACUGGUUUACAACUGAAGACGGCGCUGGCCCCUCGAGGCUCGACACCAAGCCAGAGACGGGCGCUAUCGAUGCAGCCGCCGGCGCCUUCGGCACGCUAAAGAUCGGCACCGAAGGCGAAGCCCACUUCAUCGGCUCCUUCGCGGGCUCCGAGUACUUGCGCGAAGAAGGGCAGACGUCCGAGCCAAACACGCCAAGCGACCACAUGCGCACCUCCGAGUUCUACGAUACGCAAAUGGCGGCGCCCGUGAGCCGCGCAGCUUACUCUGAGACAGCGUUGAAACUGCACGACGCCUUCUUGGCUGGCGGCGUGGGCAUUGCCGGCGUCGCUGGCGCGGACUACAAUGUUGAUGCGCUGCGCGCCGAGCUCCCCGACCUCGACCCCGAGGGAUACGCCAUCCUCAAUGUGUACUGGGACAACGUCAACUGGAUGUACCAGCCUAUCAGCCGGGCGCUCUUUGAGCGCGACUAUCUGCUGAACGCGUACGACGCGAGCGUGCGCCCGCAUCCGCACAAGCUCGCGGCCACCUUCUUCCUCAUGGCCGUCGGCGUAUUAUUCGACCUGUCGCGCAACCCGUGGGAUGACCGCGCGGCGCACCUCUUCUUCUGCGGCCGCGCAUGCCUCGGCUUGGUGGGCCUCGAGAACGCCUCCCCCGCCACAGUGCUUGCCCUCCACCUCAUGGGCACGUAUAUACUCAACGACAAGAUUGGGAACAGCGCCGACGUAUUCUGGCCGAUCUUGGGCACGGCGACGAGAGUAGCGCAGAGCCUCGGCCUCCACCGCGACGGCCUGAUGUUUGGCCUGUCGCCGUACGAAGUGCAGGAGCGCCGCAUGCUCUACUGGGAGGUGCUCACUUAUGACCGCUUGCAGGCGCUUUGCUUUGGUCGUCCGUGCGCAAUGAGCAACCGGUCCAGCGACACACUGCUGCCAGACGACGAAGCGCUUGCAGGCGAUGAGGACGGGUUCCAUCGGUCAAAGUACCGCCUCAUUGAGAUCAUGGAGCGGGUUUUGGAUGUGCAAACCAACGCCAAGCCGACGCCCUACUCCACAGUCCAAGCGGUUGACAAAGAGAUCACAACAUUCCGCGAGAACCUGCCAGACACGAUGCUGCCGAAGACGCAGAUUUCAGAUCUGCCAAUGGACAGAAUGCUCAGCCCGCAGAUCGUAAUCCACCGACUGAGCAUCCGCUUCCUUGUUGCCCAGACACGCCUGCUGCUCAACAGGCACUGGUUUACGAUAGCGCUCAAGGACUCGCCAGAGGACCCGGGGCAGUCGCCAUUCGGUGACGCCUUCAUCGCGGUGUUUGAGAGCGCGAGCGAGAUUGUGCAGACGAUCCGGCAGCUCGUGCGUUACCACCCGUCGCUGAUCGCACGUUGGUGGUUCUUCUGGUUCCACGCGCUGAGCGCGUCAGUGUGCCUUGCGGCGGUGGCGAUCCGGGCGCCCCUGUCGGUGUGGGCCGUGCCCUCGUACCAGAAGCUGCAGCAGAUGGUGGACAUUUCUGCUGCGACGCGGGACGGGUGCCGGGCGAAGAAUGGUCUCGGGGCGAUUCUGCAGCUGCGCCUGUCUGCGAGCGAGGCGAUGGAAGCCGCGGCCAAGACACGGCGGCGCGCGAGCCAGCCUCUGGCGUUCGAAGACCCGGCGACGGUGAGCUACCUGGAACAUCUCAAGGCGGGCGCCAAGCUCGUGCGUGUGGGCACGGGACAGUCGCCUGUGCGUGACAACUCGCAGUCGCCGUCGGCGAUCAGCGGCACGCUGCCCGAGCUGCGGACGCUCGAGGCGCUCAAGCAGGAGAUGUCGUCGUCGCGGCCGGGGAGCGCGAAUGUGCCGUACCUCCCGCUGAACCAGUUGGCGGCGCAGAACGCCGAGUUUCCGAGCAGCCAGUGGCUGAGCGAGCUGGUGUGGCAGCCGCCGGACGGCAUGUCGAUGGGGGACUUGGGGAUGGGGCCGCCGGUGGACAUGGACACGAGCAUUGCGCUGGGGAUCGGGAGCAGCCAGCACGAGCUGUUGGAUGCGUUUGUGAAUGGGGUGGGGCGGUAUCACCAGCGGUAGGAGGAAUUGGGUGUAGCAGAGUAGAGUAGAUGGUGUGUUAUGGUGUGGUGUGGGGGCGUGACGUGAGAUGGGGGAUUGGGUAAUGUUAUGGAAGAAAUGGUGG
Molecule: messenger RNA, 2904 nt
Organism: Cutaneotrichosporon oleaginosum
Lineage: Eukaryota; Fungi; Basidiomycota; Tremellomycetes; Trichosporonales; Trichosporonaceae
Biological process (GO): regulation of DNA-templated transcription; DNA-templated transcription
Molecular function (GO): zinc ion binding; DNA-binding transcription factor activity, RNA polymerase II-specific; DNA binding
Source: RefSeq, a predicted model, not a curated record